CUGUGUGAACCAAUGGCAGAGAAUAAUGUUGACCAAUAACAUCUCCCAGGCCAGGAAGCUGGCGGAGCAGCUCCGCAUCGAGGCGGGGAUCGAACGCAUCAAGUUAUCUAAGGCAGCAGCAGAGCUGAUGAACUACUGUGAGAUGCACGCACACAGAGAUCCUCUGCUAGUGGGAUUGCCCACCUCUGGAAACCCCUUCAAGGACAAGAAGCCCUGCAUCAUCCUAUAGCUCCUCCCCCACCCCAUCCCUGGCCUGUCAAUCACUGCCUUUGACCUCAAGACACUGUGGGAUGCUCCGUGAAACCCUAACCUCAAAGAGACUUUGAAGGAUAGAGAAGUGAUGCUAUAUACAAUACAUAUACAAUACAAUAGUCAUGAUUGUGAGCUGAAUAGGUGGAAAUCAAAUGAAUGGGAAUCAUUGGUGCUACAGAUGGUUAGGCAGAAAAAGCGUUGUUGGGACGCAUUGGAAAACAGGAACGUUACCGGAUGAUACUGCAAGAGGAGCGUUGAAACACAUAAUUGGCAGAUACAAAUGAAGGAACUACAAGCACAAGGCUGUUGGCUUUGUGUUCAUCCAAACACAUUUUCUGUCAUUCAGGAUGUAACAUUGUCUGGCUAGAGAGAGGACUCAGCUAGCACAUUUGGUUCCAUUAAAGUUUUGUUGACGCUGAGAACAGAAUGUAUGUUUUAAAAUAACAUUCUUAAAUGUUACUGUUUUCUUGGUGUUUUUUUUGGAAAGUUUUCUUCAUGUUCUGAGAACAAAAAAAGCUUUAAAUAGAAUCAUGAGGAAACCUGCAGAAAAUGUUAUGCUUAAGUACUGAAAUUCCCACAGAAGAACGUAGUUUCUUAACUUUCUUUGAACAAUUUAAGAACAAUACUUUAAAUCAGGGUUCCCCAACUGGCGGCUCAAGGCCCAAAUUUGGCCCGUGGGUGGUUUUAUUUGGCCCCCCAAGUUUUCUGAGCAAAAAUUAAUUGAAUUUUCAUUGUUGGACAAAAAAACACUAGGUAAUUAGCUCAAAGUGAUUUUAAUUUAAGAAAUCUAUUCCCAAGUAUUCCCACGCAUAAUAGAGGUUUGAAAUUAUUGUUUUAGUCAAACAUUACGUCUGAAAAAAAG
Messenger RNA from Salvelinus fontinalis (brook trout), 1114 nucleotides. Its product is annotated as guanine nucleotide-binding protein G(I)/G(S)/G(O) subunit gamma-7-like. The record is from RefSeq and is a predicted model, not a curated record. The transcript has 2 exons. Gene Ontology annotation, molecular function: G-protein beta-subunit binding. Gene Ontology annotation, biological process: G protein-coupled receptor signaling pathway. Gene Ontology annotation, cellular component: heterotrimeric G-protein complex. The coding region runs from base 26 to 229 and encodes 67 amino acids. Lineage: Eukaryota; Metazoa; Chordata; Actinopteri; Salmoniformes; Salmonidae.